CAGCAGCAACAGCAGCAGAAGCUGCGUCGCAGCGCCAGCGCCAGCGGCAGCAGCGGCCAGCAGAGGCUGCGCAAGACUAGCUCGUGCAGUGCCAGCGGCAAGACGACGCCCACUCCGCACUCGCGACGCCCACAUCGACAGCACUCGAAUGCCUCCGAUUCAAUGCACAAACAGCAACAACAAUCACAGCAGCAACAAUCACAGCAACAGCAACAGCAGCAGCAGCAGCCGCGUCGUUACCAGCAAUCAAGUCGCGGUGGCAGCAAGGAGCGCGGCUCGGAGACGGCGCGACGGCGUGGCACGUCACGUCGUCACAGUGGCGCCUCCAUGCAGAGCGAGGCGGCGACAGCGACGGCGAUGGGAACGGAAAGGGGACAGCGCAGCGGGCAGCGAGCGCGUGGCACCAGCUCGGCGGCCAGCUCCUCGACCGCAUCCAGUUGCAAUGGCAGCUGCAGCUCCGACGAUGGCGACUCGACGCAUUCAUCCUCCUCGUCGUCCAGCUCGUCGGGCGAGCCGAAUCUGCCCUAUCCGGGCUUCCCGGAGAUUGCCAUGAAGGCCCUGACGCAGUACACGCGGCCGCGCAACUGGUGCCUGAUGCUCAUAACCAAUCCAUAUCCUUUUUUAUUGCAAGCAAAACAAAACCCAUAA
Messenger RNA from Drosophila montana, 648 nucleotides. Its product is annotated as ras-interacting protein RIP3-like. Bases 163 to 648 code for a protein of 161 amino acids. The record is from RefSeq and is a predicted model, not a curated record. Lineage: Eukaryota; Metazoa; Arthropoda; Insecta; Diptera; Drosophilidae. The transcript has a single exon.